Molecule: messenger RNA, 3032 nt
Organism: Melozone crissalis (California towhee)
Lineage: Eukaryota; Metazoa; Chordata; Aves; Passeriformes; Passerellidae
Gene: CSRNP3
Product: cysteine and serine rich nuclear protein 3
Exons: 6
Coding region: 235-2154 (639 amino acids)
Biological process (GO): regulation of transcription by RNA polymerase II
Cellular component (GO): nucleus
Molecular function (GO): sequence-specific DNA binding; DNA-binding transcription factor activity, RNA polymerase II-specific
Source: RefSeq, a predicted model, not a curated record
GGCGCGGAGCGCGGCGCGGCCGCUGCCAGCGCAGGGGCUGGGAGAUCCGGCUGGGUGAGGAGAGAGGAGAGCAAACCCCGCUGGCAUCUGCGCUUGGGAGUCACCCAGAGACAGCGGCUGUCCCCAGAGCGGAGGCGAUCCGGAUCCGCGCCUGUAAGAGCGCCUGUCUGUCCUGGCGGUUGGCACACCUGAGGCGGAAAGGGAUGCGAGGUGCAUGGUGACAGCAUCGCAGCAAUGAGUGGAAUUUUAAAGAGGAAGUUUGAAGAAGUUGGUGGAACCUCACCCUGCUCAUGUGUGUGGGAAUCAGAUGAUGAUGUUUCCAGCAGUGAAAGUGCUGACAGUGGAAGUAAUGUCCAUCCAUCUGCUUCUAAUCAUUUUACCCGUACAUGUGACAGCAUUGCAGCAAUGAGUGGAAUUUUAAAGAGGAAGUUUGAAGAAGUUGAUGGCUCCUCACCUUGUUCCUCUGUGAGGGAAUCAGAUGAUGACAUUUCCAGCAGUGAAAGUGCUGACAGUGGUGAUAGUGUCAAUCCAUCCACUUCUAAUCAUUUUACCCCGUCUUCAAUCCUGAAGAGGGAGAAGCGCAAGAGAGCCAAGAAUGUGCACUUCAACUGUGUCACUGUGUACUACUUCACCAGAAGGCAGGGCUUCACCAGCGUUCCCAGCCAGGGAGGGAGCACGCUGGGAAUGUCCACUCGGCACAACAGCGUGCGCCAGUACACCCUGGGCGAGUUUGCCAUGGAGCAGGAGAGGCUCCACCGGGAGAUGCUGAGAGAGCACCUGAGGGAGGAAAAACUCAAUUCUCUGAAGUUAAAGAUGACCAAGAACGGUACGGUGGAAUCAGAGGAAGCCAAUACACUGACUCUGGAUGACAUUUCUGAUGAUGAUAUUGAUCUGGACAACACUGAAGUAGAUGAGUACUUCUUUCUCCAGCCCCUGCCUACAAAAAAGCGGCGGGCGCUGCUGCGAGCUUCUGGAGUGAAGAAGAUCGACGUGGAGGAAAAGCACGAGCUGCGAGCCAUCCGCCUGUCCAGGGAGGACUGUGGCUGUGACUGCCGCGUCUUCUGUGACCCAGAAACUUGCACCUGCAGUCUUGCAGGCAUAAAAUGUCAGGUGGAUCGUAUGUCUUUUCCAUGUGGUUGCACUAAAGAAGGGUGUAGCAAUACAGCAGGUAGAAUCGAAUUUAACCCUAUCCGUGUUCGGACUCACUUUUUGCACACGAUAAUGAAACUUGAAUUGGAGAAAAAUAGAGAGCAGCAAGUUCCAGCACUCAAUGGCUGUCACACUGAGAUAAGUGCACACAGUAGCUCCAUGAGUCCAGGACCCCAUCCAGUCGAAUAUUCGAUUGCAGAAAAUUUUGAGAUUGAAACCGAACCCCCGGCUACAGUUAUGCAUUCCCAGUCAGCCGAGGACUUGGACUGCCCAGGGGAAGAGGAGGAAGAGGAAGAUGGGAGUAGCUUUUGUAGUGGAGUUACAGAUUCUAGUACACAGAGUUUAGCCCCUAGUGAAUCAGAUGAUGAUGAAGAGGAAGAGGAAGAUGAGGAGGAAGAUGAGGAGGAAGAAAAAGCAGAUGAUUUUGUAGAAAGUAUGAGCUCCCAUGCUGAUAUGGUGCCUCUUCCUUCUGUCCUUUGCUACUCUGAUGGAACUGCUGUGCAUGAAAACCACUCUAAAAAUGCCUCAUACUAUACUAACUCUUCAACUCUGUAUUACCAAAUAGAGAACCACGUUGCUGGCACUGCUAACCAGAUUGGUGAGACUUACUCAGAAAGGGAUGCUGUCAAGAAUGGUAGUCUUUCUCUGGUGCCUUACAACAUGACUUCAGAACAGUUUGUUGACUACACACGGCCAUCAGAGGAAACUUAUAGCAGCCCUCAUUACCCUUCUGCAAACCCCUCAGUGAUUGUUUGCUGCUCAUCUUCGGAAGGGGAUGGCAGUGCUCCCUGUAACGGUUUGUACACUGAGCAUAGGCCGAGUCACCCACCAGUGGAAUUUCACUCAUACUUGAAAGGUCCUUCUCAAGAUGGCUUUGUCUCAGCUUUGAAUGGUGACAGUAACGUGCAGGAACACCCUGCUGAGAAUUCACUAAACCUCCCAGAGAAGAGCAGACUGCACGAAGAGUGCAUCAAAUCACCAGUGGUAGAGACGGUGCCUGUUUAAAAUUAAAUUAUUCUAGGACUGACUUCCUGUGUUAAAAUUCACUCCCAUUGGAUUUUCCUAGAAACUUACUUUUUUAAGAGGUAGACAAUGCUUGGACUAUAGUCAAUGUUCCAGACACAUUUUGUUUUUUCAAGCUACACUGGCAGUGGUAUUGCACAAAACCAGUUCAUGUAAAGAUUUAAAUAAAAAUAAUCAAACCCUUUUUUUGAUAAAAAUAAACAGAUAAGUAAAAAACACACCCAACAUAUUUCAAGGUAGCCUACCUAUGAACGUAUGUGAAACCUGCCAAGCUAUCUGAAUCAAAACUUCAUGUUUUUGACUGUCGGGCCUGUGCAAGAUUGUUAAAAAUGAUACUUUGAAAUAAUCAUGUUUAGAGUCCUAAUUUUCAACAUAUCUGAAAAGAUGGUAAGUUUAAUGUAAAAAUAACUACUGUACAAAAAAAGUUUUAAUUGUUCUGUACUGUUUGUAUUUUAUUUAUGGUAGUUUAAGGUUCAUGUUUUGAUAAAAAAUGAACAGCAUGUUCAUUUGAGCAGAAGAUCCAUAGUUACUUACGAAGAGCAUGGCCACUUUUCAUCUGGAGUACCUUGUAUUCUUCCUUAUUUUUUCCUAAUACUAUUUCUGAUAAAUCAUCUUGAAACACAUUUUUAGAGUGUACUAUUUUUCUCUUUUACUGUUCUUGACAAACAGAAGAGUCAGAAAGGGGGCAUUUACAUCUUCUAGAAUAGAGAAAGGUAGACAAUCCUCCAUUUAAAACUAAAAUCAGUGGCAUUGCAGAACUAGCACCCCCUCCCCAAAGAAGAAUGAUCAUGUAUAUAAUGGCAGAGCAGUAGCUUAGGCUCACACAGCACCUUCAGCCCAGGCACCGUUCAGAGCCUCAC